ACCAGGCUUAAGAUUAAGAUAGUAGUGGAGAGGAAUCUAAGACAAUGGACAAGCAGCAGUCACCCAGUCCUGGAGUGUCCUCCCCAAGUGCACCUAAUAAGACUGCAUCUAUUUUGAUGAUCCAACCAUUGGAAAAUGUGAACAAGGAACUUCUUUAUCACCAAAGGAUGAACAGACCCUUUAAAGUCAUCCAGAACCUUCCAGUGUCGAAAUCUGCAUCAGAAUUACCUGACUAUACAACUAUGAAACAUCCAUUAAGCGUUAAGGAUAGUGCAGUACUUUACAAUUCAUUGAUUGUCUCUAGGUUCAACUGGAUUCAUCAUAUCUUCAAAACGUACUGGACCAGAAGAGAACAAGUUAUACGUGGAGUUGACAUGAACAAAAAGGACAAAAUGGUAAGAUUCUGCAACCCUGUUCUCUCAUGUAGUGUACACACUUUCAAAGUUAAACUUUUUUUUUUGAAGGAAGACGAGAGAGAGAAAGCGUUUCGAGUUGAAAUCGAAAAGCGAAAAGAAGAAAGGUUGAAAAGAAGAAGAGAAAAACUUGAGGAAAUGCAGAGGAGAAGAGAGGAAAAAGAACGUGAGGAGAAGGAAAAAGAGCUGGAAAGAGAAAAGUCAAAAGAAACGUAUUUGACAAAGAUGCAAGAAGAUAAGGAAUCGCUAAAGAAGGAGGAGGAGUAUCAAUCACUCCAGUCUAAGCAACAGGCACCACAACCAUCGCAAUCGCAGUCACAGUUACUACCACAUGAGGUUGAUCAACAUAAGUUACUAUCAACGCACCAGCAACAACGACCUCAGGAAUCAGAAUUGAUGUUGCAACCGCAAAUAAAAAAUCAACCUCCACAGCAAUCGCAACCAACCGAAAAAAAAGAAAUGGAUUUAGGCGUAAACUCAGAGCAAAUUCAAGUACAAAAUCUAAAGAAUAUUGCACCAUCUGGAGACACUCAGAAUCGAGAAGAGACUUCAGAAGUUGCUUCCAAUACAGAAAAGGUAAGCAAGCCGACAAUAAAAUUUAAUCAAGACCAACCAGGCAAGAAAGAAAGCGAAAGUAAAUCUGAUGAGACAGAACGGAUUCAAAGCUUGCCAAAGGCUACUCACAGUGAUUCGACUAACUUUGCAAAAACUGAUAGUGAUAGAGGUUCUCCUUCCAGUAGCACAGCUUCCAACACUAAAAAUAAAUCGAAACCUGAUACUAAAGACAUCAUGUCAAAUCCGGAGAGUGCAAUCAUGAUUCAGAAUUUGAACGUUUUAGCAAAGCAAGACCCCCACCUCAAUGUUUUAAUGAAAAAGGUGGCAAGUGGCUCAGCUAGCACAGAACAAAUUUUGGAGUUUCAGAAGUAUAUACAAAAAGCUAAAGAAAUGGGUGAUGUAACGGGUUAUAUGGCUAAACUGAAACAAAAGCAGAAAGAGGCUAAAGCUAACGCCAAGAGUUUGAAGAAAGCAGGUGACACCCGUUCCAAAGAAGAGAUAGAAGCGGAGAAACAGAGAAAAAAGAAAGAGAAACUCGCCAAACUCCAAUCAGCUCCCAUUAUCAAACCAGUAAAGCUUACUCCAGAAGAAGCAAAAAAAAGAGAAGAAGACCUCCUGAAACGGGCAAUGGAAAUGAAACAGGAGCAAGAAAGACUAAGAUUGGAAAAACAGAGGUUAAGAGAAGAAAGAGAACGCGAGAAGAUACGAUUGAAACAAGAAAGAAUCGAACAAAAAGCUAGAGAGAAAGAAGAAAAAGAAAGAUUGAAACAACUUGCAAAAAAAGAAAGAGAACAAGAAAAAGAACAAAAGAGACAAGAAAAACUUGCUGAGAAGGAGAGAGCUCGGCGUGAACGUGAAGAAAGACAAAAAGAAAAACAGCUUCAAAGAGAGAAAGAGAAAGUCGAGCAAAAAUCAAAAAGUAAAAGCGAUUUUUCGGGGAAAAAUAAUGAUGAUGAUGAUGAUGACGAAAAUGAUGAGUACGAUGAUAGAAUGGCAAAGUUAAACAACGGAGAUGAUGAUGAAGACGAUGAUCUUUGGAAUGACAAAUUAUCACCAUUGCAAGAACGCUAUAACACAGGUGCAAGUUUGGUAUUCGAGUUUAUAGAAAAUCCAGCUUCGAGGUUUACAAUUCCCAGGGACACUAUAUAUGAGCUUAUAGACAAUGACGAAGAAGAAAAUGAAAAUGAAGAUUUAGAUGGAAACAUUAGUGGUACAGAUGUUGAUGCUACUGGUAAGAUAAAGAAUGAGAACGAGGCUUCUGCUUCUCAUCCUAAAUCGCCAUACAUCACUGUUUUAGCAUCAUUUCUCUUAGUCCACAAUCAAAAAGAAAUAGAUGGGUGGGAACGUCGUCAAGCUGAAGUUAAGGCUGCAAAAGAAGAGAAGGAGAAGAAGAGAUUGGAAGCUUUGAAAGCUGAAGAAGAAGAGGCCAGUAAGAACACAAUAGCUGAAAAUGCACGUAAAAGACGCAGAAAGAGAUCCACUUGGAGUAGCUCUAACAAAAGAGCCACUCGUGCUUCAAAACAGGCUAAAGAAAUAGAGCAGUUUCGCCGUGAAGAGGGAAAUUUCCAUGAAGAAGAUGACGAGUUACGCAAUGCCAGCGCAGCCGAAGAUUUGAGGCCAAUUCCUGUCUAUUCUUGCGUUACCAUGAAACUUUCCAAAAUUCCGUUCAGAUUUACUAGUUUUGUGUUAGAAAGUGGAAAUAAUGCCGAAGAAAGAAGAAAAAACAUGGAAGAGACUAUAAAAAUAGGAACUCGUCUUCCCCUAUCUCAGCUAUGGUACCAGAUAGAUGGUAUCAAGGAUGAACUAUUGGGUGAAACAUUACGGUAUAAUCUGAACAGACUUGACUAUUUAGCAUGUGGUGGCAAAAAAAGUAAGGCUCUGUUUUUGAAGAAGUUUGGUAAAGGUGGCAGAGGCUAGGCCAUAGUGCACGGGCAAUUUUGGUCCUUCUAUGUACUUAUAUACUAGCUGAUACGCUGAAUACAGAGUUGCAGACUCGUUAUAGCUUUAUGCAC
Molecule: messenger RNA, 2980 nt
Organism: Pichia membranifaciens NRRL Y-2026
Lineage: Eukaryota; Fungi; Ascomycota; Pichiomycetes; Pichiales; Pichiaceae
Exons: 1
Coding region: 45-2885 (946 amino acids)
Biological process (GO): chromatin remodeling
Cellular component (GO): Swr1 complex
Molecular function (GO): ATP-dependent H2AZ histone chaperone activity
Source: RefSeq, a predicted model, not a curated record